CACCAGCAGGUCAAAGUUUUCACUUACAGUAUGCAGUGAAAUACCUUCAAAUCUACUAGAUGGAUAGCCACAAAACUUGCAGGUAACUGUAGGUAUUCAUGGUUUCUAGACAAUGAAUUUGACAACAGUGAUCCCUGGACUUUUACUCUAGCACAGGGGUGUCCAAACUACGGCCCGCGGGUCAGUUUUUAUUGGCCCGCAGCAAAUUCUGAAAAUAUAAUUGAAUAUGGCCCGCACAUGGCGCUUGAGCUCAACUCUGUUGCACUUCUCAGUUUCAACACUAGAUGGAGCCAGUCACAGAAAAGGUGCUUCUCCACUAAACAAAAUUAAGCAAAGAAAAAUAUUUACCACGAGUCACCAGAAAUGGCAGCACCGAAGAAACGCAAGAUAGCAAGUGAGUGUAGAAGAUUUCAAACACGGUGGGAAAAUGAAUAUUUCUUUAAAGAAAUCAACGGAAAGUGUGUCUGUUUGAUUUGCAAUGAAGAUGUUGCCGUGAGUAUAAUGUCCGUCGGCACUAUGAGACCAAGCAUCAGAGCUACGCAUCGUACACAGGUGCGAUGUGAUGAACACUGUUGUAAAAACUGUCAACAUAAUUCGAGCUAGAGGACUGUACCACAGGGAAUUUCAAGCUUUCUUAUCUGACGUGGAUGCUGAAUACGGGGAUGUGCUCUACCACUCUGAUGUGCGCUGGCUCAGCCGCGGCUCUUUGCUGCAGCGGUUUUAUUCGCUGAGAUCAGAAAUCGACAAGUUUUUGAAAGAGAAGGGCCGACCUCUUCAUAAACUGAGUGACCCUCUGUGGCUGGCAGACCUGGCAUUUUUAGUUGAUCUCACUCAUCAUCUGAAUACACUGAACAAGAACCUACAAGGCAAAGAACAGCUGGUGUCACACCUGUAUGCGCACAUGAAAGCCUUCUGUGUAAAGCUCCGCCUGUUUGAGACACAACUACGAAGCUUUAAUGCUGCACACUUCCCUGCGCUGUCUGAAAUCAAGUCUGCUUUUCCAAAGGCAGACCUUUCUGCUAAAAAGGAGAAAUAUGCUUCUGUAAUUACAUCUCUCGUGACAGAAUUCAACCAGCGUUUUUCUGUCAUUGAAAAACAAAUCAAGCUGUUCUCGACCCCCUUCCUGGUGGAUGCAGAAGAAGUGGAGGAGAGUCUGCAGUUAGAACUGAUUGAAAUGCAAUGUGAUGAUUCUCUGAAGAGUCAACAUCAGCUUCUCUCCCUCCCUGACUUCUAUCAGAGUUUGGAUCAUGCCAAGUUUCCUCUGAUGAGACGCCACGCAAAAAGAAUGAUGAGCCUGUUCGGCUCAACAUACAUAUGUGAACAAACAUUUUCUCUGUUAAAUCAGAACAAAAGCAGACUGAGAUCCAGAAUGACCAUAGCCAUCUCUGUGAAGUCCUUCAUGUCUCAACCACCAAACUUUCUCCUGACAUCCCAGCCAUCCUUCAAUCCAAAGGACAGCAUCACUGCUCCCACUGAGAGCAAUGUUCUUCACAUUAUAGGUGAUUUAGAAAUACACACAGUAAUCAUGUGUCAAUAUGUCACCUCUUGUGUGUGGCCCGGGCCUUUGCUUAUUUUUCUGUAUUUGGCCCUCACCAAAAAAACUUUGGACACCCCUGCUCUAGCACCACAUUGAGAUCAACAUUUGUAGUUUUAAGUGAAAUGUUUCAACAACUAUUGGAUGAAUUUUCAUGACAUUUGGUACAGACAUUCAUGUUCCCCUAGGAAUGAAUUGUUCAACGUGUCCU
This is a messenger RNA of Siniperca chuatsi (mandarin fish), 1745 nucleotides long. RefSeq names its product general transcription factor II-I repeat domain-containing protein 2-like. The record is from RefSeq and is a predicted model, not a curated record. NCBI's taxonomy places the organism in Eukaryota, Metazoa, Chordata, Actinopteri, Centrarchiformes, Sinipercidae. The transcript is spliced from 2 exons. Bases 563 to 1633 code for a protein of 356 amino acids.